UGAGAAUUCUAUGCAUCUCAUAAAACCAGACCAGUAAUUUACCAUUCUUGACAUUUGACAACUCCAUAUUGAGCAGACCCCCCACCCCAUUUUACAUAUAUAAGACUGUGAUGGCCCAUGGUGUAUAUGAUUGCAUCAAUCCAUGCAUGAGAUUAACAUGAAGAUCACAGUAGUGCACAUGUUCUUAGCAGCAGCAGCAGCUUUACAAACCCUGCUAUGGUGCACCUCGGGGCUCGACAUCCGAGAAGUUCGAGCCUUAGCGGCUCGACACAAUGUGAGCUGUGUGCUCAUCUUUGGGGAUUCAACUGUGGAUCCAGGGAACAACAACUUCCUCUCCACUGAUUUUAAGGGCAAUUUUGUGCCUUAUGGGAGAGACUUUGCAGGGCAUCGUCCGACCGGAAGGCUAACAAAUGGAAAACUACCUACUGAUUUCAUUGCUGAGUUCUUGGGUUUGAAAAGCAUAGUCCCAGCUUUCCUAGAUCGAGGUUUGACGAUGGAAGAGCUUGUACAUGGUGUCAGCUUUGCAUCUGCCGCCUCCGGUUACGAUGACUUCACCGCUAAUAUCACAAAUGUAAUGCCGUUUUCGAAGCAAAUAGAGUAUUUGAGGCAUUACAAGGCCAAACUGGCCAAGUUACUGGGGGUAAAGAGAGCACAAGAAACGAUCAAUAAUGCCGUUUUUAUCGUUAGUGCGGGGACUAAUGAUUUCAUCCAAGACUACUACAUAGAGCCCCAACGGUCUAAGCAAUUUACCGUGGCUCAAUAUCAAGAUUUUCUGGCAAACCACCUACUUCAAGACAUCAAUGAAAUGUAUAGAGUUGGAGGGAGACGAUUUGCUGUGGUUGGAGUCCCUCCAUUAGGAUGUUUGCCUCUUGUUAAGACACUGUGGGGGGAGGUGGAUUGUGUCACGAACCUCAAUGAAGUUGCCGUCGCAUUCAACCGCAAGAUUAACAGCACUCUCACUUCGUUCAUAAAAAUGUUGGGUCCUGAUGCCAGAGCUGUUUAUUUUGACAUAUACAGCAUCCUACUAGAUGCAGUGAAAAAUCCCAUGAAAUAUGGUUUCACGGAGUCUUCAAAGGGUUGUUGUGGGACAGGGAUGAUCGAAUUUGGCCAAUCUUGCAAAGGCAUGGGCACCUGCAAGGAUCCUUCCAAAUAUGUUUUCUGGGAUUCUGUACAUCCCACAGAAAGAAUGUAUCAUCUCAUAGCAAGCUACGGCGUUACGAGGGAUGUUGUUAAGAUCUUGGUUUGAAAUUUUCAAGAUCUCUUGCAUACAUACCUUAUGUUCAAGAAGCAGGCACCCUAUGUUAAUUUUGUUAGAUCUACUGAGCUAAAUUUAGUGCAGUAUCAAUGAAACAGAACCAGUUAAAUAAAAACGAAAGAGUUUGAUUGUUGUGUCC
Molecule: messenger RNA, 1394 nt
Organism: Amborella trichopoda
Lineage: Eukaryota; Viridiplantae; Streptophyta; Magnoliopsida; Amborellales; Amborellaceae
Product: GDSL esterase/lipase At5g45950
Molecular function (GO): hydrolase activity, acting on ester bonds
Source: RefSeq, a predicted model, not a curated record